UGUUAGGGAAGGGGGACAAUCUAUGUUUAAAAUAUUGAGAAUGUGUAAUCCAUAAAAUAGUGACCAAUAACAAGCGCCUACGCCGCUUCAGAAAAUGUUUCCCACCAAGCCCAGAUAGGAACUCAUUCGUCAACUUUUGCGGAUAGAGGGAACUAUUUCAGCGAAGAACUGAUUCGCAGUUCUGACCAGACUAAAAAACUCCACGUAUGUUUUUCCCUGUACAUCGAAUAAUAUUCAAGGUAAAUGAAACAGGAAAACCGAGUAACAAAAUUGCACUUCUACCUGGAUUUUUAAGGUUUAGAUUGAAGAAGAAAAUGGCGUGCAUCAUGGAAUGACAGCAGAAUUUCCACAUUGACAAGGGGUCUCAAGGAUUGAAGACACAUGGCUAAUCUAGAGGAAAACAUUUCUGAGCGGAUUGACUGGGGUGAAAAGGCAGUGGUGGGAGAAAAACACAAAGGCACAGAGCGUAAUGCAGAUUGGACAGGGACUCUGCUGAAUAAUGCACACAUUGGACUUCCUAGCCCAGCACCAGAUGUUGUCAAAUGCUCCCUAAUAUCUGGGGAGUGUCUCUACUUCCACUAUGGGUGUGAUGGUCAGGACGACAGGGGCUGGGGCUGUGGCUACCGCACCUUACAGACCAUGGCCUCUUGGCUGUGCCAGAGCUGGGCCCCACCACCACCUAAGGGCAAAUGCAGACCCCCACCCAGCCUCCCCGAAAUCCAGCACGCCCUGGUCGCAAUGGGGGACAAGCUUGCCAUGUUCGCUGGCUCUCGCGAGUGGAUAGGGACGUUUGAGGCGGCCCUGGUCCUGGACUACUACUACGACGUCCCCUGUAAGGUUGUCCACGUGCGGGGUGGAGGGGUAGAACUAGAGAGAGCUGCUGAGGAGCUCCACCAGCACUUCCAGAGCCAGGGGUCUCCUGUCAUGAUGGGAGGCGACCGGGACAACUCCUCCAAGGGGAUCCUGGGUGUGUGCACUCGGCCUGGGGGCCAGGGGAGCUACCUGCUGGUGAUGGACCCUCACUACUAUGGGCCCAGACUGGAGAGGACGUCGGUGCAGGGGCUGGGGUGGGUGUCGUGGAAAAAAGUAGGGUCGCUGGAUCAUAGCUCUUUCUAUAACUUGUGUCUGCCUCAGACUUCCCGGAAAUGAAACGGACAAGGACAGAUCAGUGGGAAAAGAAGCGUUUUCGUAAACUCAGGCAGCCCAAUUCUGAUUUUUUUUUCCACUAAUUGCAGCCAGAUAGAAUUCUUGUAAGGACUUAAUUGGAUAAUCACUUUAUUAUAUGUCUGUUGUAAUUAUCUGAGAAAAUAUUUUAAAAAUAAUACGUAUUUGAAAGAGAACAUCUGUUAUGAUCCACAAAUAAAGAUAUGUUAAAUAUAU
Messenger RNA from Oncorhynchus mykiss (rainbow trout), 1380 nucleotides. It is a transcript of the gene ufsp1, whose product is annotated as UFM1-specific peptidase 1. Gene Ontology annotation, molecular function: deUFMylase activity. The record is from RefSeq and is a predicted model, not a curated record. Lineage: Eukaryota; Metazoa; Chordata; Actinopteri; Salmoniformes; Salmonidae.